AUGGCAGCGUCCCAAGGCCUCGUUCAACCUCAUUUGCCGGUACCAACCCACCAUCGACAGCAGCAGACCUUCACCAGUUUCCCUUUGUUGAGAAUCCAUGUCACGAUCAAGCGCAAGAACGCCAACUUCCACGGACAAUCCGAGUUCGACGUAUUCGCGAGCCCCGUCGUGUUGACCGAUGGCACCAGUCUGCGCUACGACGGCUAUACCACGUUCGUCGAAGAUGGUACCAAGUUCACGUACUCGCUCGUCGGUGGUGCAAGCUACCUAGCGACCAAGAAAGACGGCGCCAACACUGAAACAGUUCAGUGCCUUCCGUCGGGAGCGCUGUCGUACGACUCGGUCUUGCCGGCGCUGAACGACGCGGUACCAAUUCGUAGCGCUUUGAUAGGCGACAUCAGUGUCGCCUGCGCGAGUAGCAACCUGUUCAAGUCCUUGUAUCACGACGCAAUCUUCGCAGUCUGCGCUUCGGGUUCGUCCGAGUUCACCGCGACGGGCCUCGACUUGACACUUGACGUGGAGUACCUGCAGAAUCCCGUCAACAUUUAG
Molecule: messenger RNA, 549 nt
Organism: Phytophthora sojae
Lineage: Eukaryota; Oomycota; Peronosporomycetes; Peronosporales; Peronosporaceae
Exons: 1
Coding region: 1-549 (182 amino acids)
Source: RefSeq, a predicted model, not a curated record